CUGGUUAGUAGAGCUUCUUCUCACAAGCUAGGGUUUCAUGGCCGCAGCUCCACCAAACUCCGUCCAAUGCUUCGGCAGGAAGAAAACCGCAGUCGCCGUGACUCACUGCAAGGGAGGCCGCGGCCUAAUCAAGGUCAACGGCGCUCCAAUCGAAUUUUUACAGCCGGAGAUUCUUCGAACAAAGGCGUUCGAACCGAUCCUUUUGAUCGGCCGUUCGAAGUUUGCUGCCGUCGAUAUGCGGAUUCGUGUGAAAGGCGGAGGUCACACUUCGCAGAUAUAUGCCAUUCGUCAGAGCAUUUCGAAAGCACUCGUGGCGUAUUACCAGAAGUUUGUGGAUGAAGAGCAGAAGAAGGAGAUUAAGGAUAUUCUUGUGAGGUAUGAUCGGACUUUGCUUGUUGCUGAUCCCAGAAGGUGUGAGCCCAAGAAGUUUGGUGGUCGUGGUGCUCGUGCUAGGUUCCAGAAAUCUUACCGGUGAACAACACCACAAAACUAAUUGUUUUUGAAUCACUUUUCUUUUAUGAGUUAGAUUUUCCAUCAUUUCAACUUAAUUGUUUUUGCUGUUGUUAAUGAUCUAUAUCAUUUUCUUUUAAUGUGUUUUAUUUUGUUUUUGGAUGAAUUCACUACAUGCUAAUGAAUAAUGGAUGUUGUUGGUUUCCUCUA
Helianthus annuus (common sunflower) is the source of this 660-nucleotide messenger RNA. Its product is annotated as 40S ribosomal protein S16. Gene Ontology annotation, cellular component: cytosolic small ribosomal subunit; ribosome. The transcript has a single exon. The record is from RefSeq and is a predicted model, not a curated record. The coding region runs from base 38 to 475 and encodes 145 amino acids. Lineage: Eukaryota; Viridiplantae; Streptophyta; Magnoliopsida; Asterales; Asteraceae. Gene Ontology annotation, biological process: maturation of SSU-rRNA from tricistronic rRNA transcript (SSU-rRNA, 5.8S rRNA, LSU-rRNA); translation. Gene Ontology annotation, molecular function: structural constituent of ribosome; RNA binding.